AUGUCCUCAGAAUCCAUCAACGACCGCCUCUUCCCUCAACCGGGCCCUCCGCCGUCCUUGCUCUCUCCCAAGAGAUGGCCUGGCUCAGAUCCCGAAGCGACCACUGCUUUACAGGAGGUUUUGACUCAUAAUAAUAAAGAAUGGCAUAUCUUCUUCAAUGAUAAGGGUUUUCAUAACCAUGCUGCCCAUCAUCUGCUCGCCAUUUGGGCUCUAGGUGCUAGUGCCCCUGUCAUCAAGGCUGCCUACCAAACCCAUUGCGAUUAUCAGCUCCCAGCGUACAAAUCUCCCGAGCCUAUCACAACCAAGAACUUCAACGAUCAUCUUGGAGAUGAGGAUUACUAUAAUGCUUAUCUGAUAUAUUUCACGGAUGAAAUUUCGAAAAAUGGUCUUUCAAAAGUCCUUGAAAAUCACGUCUUUUCUAUGGAGGCUAAUAUCGAUGAUGCUGCCGAGGCUCAAGGCAAGCAAAGACCCGAUAUGUUAUGCCGUUUUGUCGAGGGUGUUUUCCACCCUUUUAUACAUGUCGGCUAUGGUGCCGAAUUUGGGUUGUUGGGUAUUGCUGCAGAAGGAAUGGCUAUGACGGCCGUUCAUCCUGCUAGUUCUAGCGUACUCAUGCCCAGGAAUUUUUCUUCCGUGAAAGCCUCUAGCUUGAUUGAAAUUGCCCUCGAGCAGCUCUCUCGGCUUUCUCUCAAUACACCCUACCCUCCCCCUCCCUCUCAGGGCGUACACGCUUUCACCAUCCUUGCUCGCAUGCUCAAGGAUAAGCGCUUCGACAAUGUGGAGAGAGCGGGUCCAGAUGCAGUGUAUAAUAAGUUACUCAAGGACCAUGGCGAUGUGAUCCGCGAAUACGCAGACCUAUGGAAAGUCGACACAUCCGAUCCCCAGAAAGUUGAAGAUCACAUCGAACAGCUCAUUUGGGUGAACACGAUGACAUACGGUAUCGGAGGAUGGAAGGAAGGCCAGGAUUUCAAUGCUGAUUUCUUCGGCAUGCAUUUCGUGACUUCUGUACUCUUCGUCCCGUCCAUUCUAGUAUAUCUGAGCCACCACUCCAAGGCUCUUCUUCUCAAGGCAUAUUUUGUAAUGUCGCUGAGCUUGUGGAUCGCACGUGGUAGAGUCCAGUUGGACAUCAGUGCUUUCUUUGAUUCUACCUCCACAAUGCACACUCCACCCGGCGCCCAACCCUCUCCAGUUAAGAAGACACUUCCUACACCCGAUUCGCAACAUGCCUUGACACCGAACGCGUGGCUCCCGAUCAUACAGACAACUAUUGUACACCCCAACGAGCAUCUCUGCAAGCUCCAACGUGCGCUCGCUCAUUUCGCCGCUAUAUAUGGCACUCGUAAAGCGGGCUACUUCCACGGAACGGAGCUCGAGGGUGCCGAUAAGCUCGACGGGACAUUGUUCGUUAGGGUCGCAACGUUGACGGCAGACAGGUUAGCUUGGAUGAGGGAAGGACAAGACGGACAAGGGUGGGAUUUCAAAGGAUUUUUCACAGCAUAA
Molecule: messenger RNA, 1497 nt
Organism: Serpula lacrymans var. lacrymans S7.9
Lineage: Eukaryota; Fungi; Basidiomycota; Agaricomycetes; Boletales; Serpulaceae
Exons: 5
Coding region: 1-1497 (498 amino acids)
Molecular function (GO): oxidoreductase activity
Source: RefSeq, a predicted model, not a curated record